AUCCAUUAGAGUCUUCGAUCGAGAACCAAAGAGGAGAGUCCUAGCCCUAAUUCUCCUUCCAUCGUCUCUUAAACCACUCAAUCAGAUUCAAAUAAUGGAUGAAGAAAACGAAACUUCAUCUCAAAUGAUAGAAGAGAUCUAUACAAAUGGGAUUGACGAGGUUCAUCAUCAUAAACCCAUCAUCAGUAGUAACCAGCUCGAUAUCGAGGCCUAUGCUUCUCUCUACAUCGGCCGAACAAAAAUAUCUCGCCUUCUCUUCAUCGCUAAUCGCUGUAACAACCCCUCAAUGCAACUCGAAGCUUUAAGGAUGGCCUACGACGAGAUCAAGAAGGGAGAGAAUACCCAACUCAUGCGAGAAGUUUCUCAGAAGAUUGAUGGAAGAUUAGGGCCAAGUUACAAACUUGACAUGGAUUGGAUUGAGGGUGUUGAACGCAGAGCUGAACAGAAGAAGGAUAAGCUCGAGAAUGAACUCAAUACUUAUAGGACGAAUAUGAUUAAAGAGAGCAUUAGAAUGGGAUACAAUGAUUUUGGAGAUUUUUUUUAUGUCCAUGGUGCGCUUGGAGAUGCAUUUAAGAACUAUGUUCGAACGCGGGAUUAUUGCACGACGGCAAAGCAUAUCAUUCAUAUGUGUUUGAAUGCAAUUUUGGUGAGUAUUGAGAUGGGUCAAUUCGCACAUGUUUCUAGUUAUGUUGGAAAAGCAGAACAAACUUCGGAGAAAUUGGAACCUAUUGUAUCUGCCAAAUUUUGUGCUGCUUCAGGGAUGGCUUUGUUAGAGAUUAAGAAAUACAAGCAUGCUGCUCGAAAGUUUCUUGAAGUUGGUUUUGAAUUAGGGAACAAUUAUGCCGAGGUCAUUGCACCUCAAGAUGUUGCAACUUAUGGUGGACUUUGUGCACUUGCAACUUUUGAUCGGAUGGAACUGAAGACAAAAGUGAUUGAUAAUUCCAAUUUCCGGAAUUUCUUAGAGUUAGUGCCUGAAGUAAGGGAGCUAAUCCAAGAUUUCUACUCCAGCCGAUAUGCUUCAUGUCUGGAUUAUCUUGGAAACCUCAAGGAAAACCUACUUCUCGACAUCCACUUAAAUAAACAUGUUGAGACAUUAUAUGAAGAAAUCCGACACAAAGCCAUUAUCCAAUAUACACAUCCAUUUAUAUCCGUCGAUCUUAAAAUGAUGGCUAGUGCUUUUAAAACAAGUGUAGCCGGGCUACAGAAAGAACUCGAGUCUCUAAUUACAGACAAUCAAAUCCAGGCUCGAAUCGAUUCACAUAACAAGAUCUUAUACGCUCAACAUGCUGAUCAGAGGAACGCCACUUUUCAUCGGGUUCUGCAGAAUGGAAUGGAAUUUGAUCGUGAUCUUAGGGCUAUGUUGAUUAGGUCGAACCUUAUGAAACACGAUUUUAACAUCAAGACUGCUAGGAAGAUGUGAACAUAAAAAAAAAUAAUGUGGUCGGGCUUCGAAGUAAUCAUUGCAAAUCUUAUUUGUAUAUUAUUGUGUAUUUUUAUUAUGACAAAUGUUGUUGUGUUUUAAGUAAAUUAAAGUUAAUGGGAUAGAUUAAUUGUAACCAUCUAAUGUAAAAGUUCUUUAUUUUUGUUUAAUAAGCUCACUUUGCUUUCUU
This is a messenger RNA of Impatiens glandulifera, 1610 nucleotides long. RefSeq names its product COP9 signalosome complex subunit 1-like. Bases 95 to 1420 code for a protein of 441 amino acids. The record is from RefSeq and is a predicted model, not a curated record. Lineage: Eukaryota; Viridiplantae; Streptophyta; Magnoliopsida; Ericales; Balsaminaceae. The transcript has 6 exons. Gene Ontology annotation, cellular component: COP9 signalosome.